Molecule: messenger RNA, 1071 nt
Organism: Anthonomus grandis grandis
Lineage: Eukaryota; Metazoa; Arthropoda; Insecta; Coleoptera; Curculionidae
Exons: 4
Coding region: 1-1071 (356 amino acids)
Biological process (GO): regulation of transcription by RNA polymerase II
Cellular component (GO): nucleus; transcription regulator complex
Source: RefSeq, a predicted model, not a curated record
AUGAUGAGACCCCUGACAUUAUCUGAACAAGAAGAACUUUUGUAUUUAUCAGAAAGUGAGGAGGACCCGUUCGUCGACAGUGGCAGUGAAUACGAGCCUACUGAUCAUGAGAGUUCAAGCGACGAAGACGAAUUGCCCGAUGUUGCCGCUUUAGAGGAUGCAAGCCUUACCGACAUUGAGAAUAAUGAGACGAUUAGUGUUCAAAACAGUAACAGUGAUAUUCCGACCUGGACUGAUGUGCCUAAUCAAAAUGACUUUUUAUUUUCGGCCGGUUGUUCGCACAGGCAGACAGAUACAGCUAUGGAUAUAGAGAUUUUAAUAGCAUCAGUGUAUAAGAAAUGCCCAAUAUGGGAUAAGAAAAGUAAAUUACACAGCAAUAGAAAUGUUGUUGACAAAUGUUGGAAAGAAAUUGCUGAAGAAAUGAAAGAGGAUGAAAAUAAACUGAGGAAAAAAUGGAAGUAUAUCAGGGAUCAAUUUUCCGUAGAAUUAGGAAAAUUUCCUCCUCCACGUUCAGGUGAUGCCGCAAAUGAUACUCCGACAUCCAAGUGGCCAUACUUCAAACUGCUCUUAUUUUUGAAAGAUACGGUAAUGCCUAGAAAGUUGAAAGGAAAUUUGCCACAAGUAAGUGGUCGUACUGAAAGCUUUGCAGAAAGUCAAACUGAAGCAGAAGAGUCGAUUCAGUCAUCGAUGGAAUUAGACGAGACCAGCUUUUGUUCCACUGAAGAUGUUGUACCUCCUCAACGAAAUGCUGGCGAUGAUAUCGUAGAAAAUACAAGGCAAGAAAAUAUUGAAACACCUUCGAGAACAAAAAGGAAUACUGAUGUAUCUUCGACACCACAAUUUUCAUCUAAAAAGAAACGAGGCCCAACAGAAAUAUUUAACGACUCAUUAUUAGAAAUUGAGAAACAAAAAAGCCUUGAUAAUCCGGACAUGCGUUACUCCGGAUGCUUCAGUAGUCCGAAUACGAAUUUUGCCGCUAUUAUGUACGUUAUAGUCCGGAUUCGCUUGUACGCGAUAAUCCGGAUCGCGCUGUUUUCAGCCGUUUUGCAGGCUUUGACAAGUUUAAAUUGA